Molecule: messenger RNA, 897 nt
Organism: Trichoderma virens Gv29-8
Lineage: Eukaryota; Fungi; Ascomycota; Sordariomycetes; Hypocreales; Hypocreaceae
Exons: 2
Coding region: 1-897 (298 amino acids)
Cellular component (GO): membrane
Source: RefSeq, a predicted model, not a curated record
AUGGGUGCAAACGGAACAACUUCAACACCAGCCGACGGCUAUGUCGAUCCAAACUGGCCAGACCCCAAGGGCAAAAACGACAUUCGAAUCAUCAUCUAUGGCUACACACCAUCCUUCUCCUUCGCCGUGUUUGCGGCAGUCUGGUUUUUCCUCAUGCUUGCAGUCCACCUGGCCCAGACAAUUCGCUACAGAAGCUGGUGGUUUAUUCCAUUUUCCGUCGGCCUACUAUUCGAAAUCAUUGGCUACAUCGCACGCUGCCUCUCGGCAAAGGUAGACCCCUACAACUUGAUCUACUUCAUUCUCAACUACUUCUUCAUCGUCGUCGCGCCUGUCUUCCUCGCUGCGGGUAUAUACACCAUCCUGUCGGCCCUCAUUUCUCGACUGGGUUCCAAAUAUUCCUUUCUCUCGCCCAAGGUCAUCAUGUGGUUCUUUGUCCUGUCCGACGUUAUAUCGACCAUUACCCAAGUCAUUGGCGCUGCUCUCAUUGGCAUCCAAGAGUCAAAGCACAAAGACCCGACUGUUGCCAACAACAUUCUCUUGGGCGGUCUAGCUUACCAAGUAUUCUCCAUCGGUGUAUUCAUCGUGGUGACUGGAAGCUUUUUAGCACGUGCCGGACAUGCAAUUAAACAGCGCGGUCUAUCUGCUUUUUGUGUCGUCUUUGCUUCUGCAACACUCUUGAUAUAUAUGCGAACAGUCUUUCGGCUUGCAGAGACGGCCCAGGGGCUGAACGGUUCUAUUCAAUCGAAUGAGAUUUUAUUUGCUUGCUUCGAAUUUGCGCCAGUAGCGGCGGCAGUGCUCCUUUUCGCUGGGUGGCAUCCUGGACGAUGCCUGGGCAACACAGUCUCAGGGACUGAGGUGACUGGCGAAGCAGAACGUAACAACUGGGACAAAGCUUAA